This is a messenger RNA of Chaetomium strumarium, 1056 nucleotides long. RefSeq names its product serine hydrolase FSH. Gene Ontology annotation, molecular function: hydrolase activity. Gene Ontology annotation, cellular component: cytoplasm; nucleus. The record is from RefSeq and is a predicted model, not a curated record. Gene Ontology annotation, biological process: secondary metabolite biosynthetic process. Bases 107 to 919 code for a protein of 270 amino acids. The transcript has a single exon. NCBI's taxonomy places the organism in Eukaryota, Fungi, Ascomycota, Sordariomycetes, Sordariales, Chaetomiaceae.
AUACAGAUAGAGUACUAUGCGCGUGAAAGCGCAGACUUUACCGCUCCCUCCUCACAAAGUCUAAGCACGCUCUAUAGUCCCUAGUUCCACUCGUCUUACCAUCUUCAUGGCACCACAGGCGCCGGACGACUGUACCGGCAGCGGCAGUCCUACUCGCGACGACGAUGCGACCCUGCACCUCCCGCGCAUCCUCUGCCUCCACGGCGGGGGCACCAACGCGCGCAUCUUCCGCGCUCAGUGCCGCGUCAUCCGGCUCCAUCUCGCCGCCUCAUUCCGUCUCGUGUUUGCCGAAGGGCCCUUCUCCAGCCCGCCCAGCCCGGAUGUCGAGUCCGUCUACGGCGAGUGGGGACCCUUUCGGUCCUGGCUACCACCGGCACCCGGGAAGGUAUCCGAUAUCGACAUCGGCAGCAUCGACUCGAGCAUCGCGGCAGCUGUGCGGGCGGAUGACGAGGCCGGCGCGACCGGCCGCUGCGUGGGAUUGCUGGGGUUCAGCCAAGGCGCUGGGGUGGCGGCGAGUUUGUUGUGGAGGCAGCAGAGGCGGGACCAGAGCCAGGCGAGCGGAGGGGACAUGGACAUGGACAUGGGCGUGGAGUGGGAGCGAGCGGUCGGCGACUAUCGCUUUGCUGUUUUGAUCGCCGGGCGGCCGCUUUCCAUGCCUCUGGCGACGGAUACCGCGCUGAAGGACGUGGCUGCGGAUGAGCCUGUGUUACUGAGGCUACCGACGAUUCAUGUCCAUGGCCUGCGAGAUCCUGGGCUUGCGAUGCAUAGGAGCUUGCUCCACGACUGCUGUCAGAAGUCUACCGCGCGUGUGGUGGAGUGGGAUGGAGAUCACCGGGUUCCGAUCAGGACCGACGACGUCGUUGUUGUGGUCGCCCAGAUUUAUGAUGUCGCUUUUGGGUGUGGCAUUCUGGGAGAGUGAUUGUGCGGGGUGCAUAUAAUGUUGGCUGGCCGACCGCCUGCCAACGGAUGUUCGUUUUGGCUGGCGCAACAGGUGAUUGCAUGGAAGUGCGCAUCACUUACCUAUGGACAAUGCGAGUUUGUUUGUCAGCCCAGAAC